Messenger RNA from Myzus persicae (green peach aphid), 559 nucleotides. RefSeq names its product protein FMC1 homolog. The transcript has a single exon. The coding region runs from base 171 to 497 and encodes 108 amino acids. Gene Ontology annotation, cellular component: mitochondrion. The record is from RefSeq and is a predicted model, not a curated record. Lineage: Eukaryota; Metazoa; Arthropoda; Insecta; Hemiptera; Aphididae.
AAAUGAUAAAUUAACUUAUUAACAAAUAAAUAAUAACAAUACGUCUUGGGGCCAUCGGGUACUGUAAAUGUUUUUUUAGUAUUUUAAAUUUUUUGAUUGUUAUUUUAAAGGGAAACCGGAUGUAAUCGACCUUCGUGUACAAGAGACAAGACUCGCCAAACGCAUUCGAAAUGUUCGGAAAGACUUCGCUUGGCCUCCUACGAUCGCUCACUCGUGAGUUUCGGUACGUCGCGUCCGGCGGCAAGUUACUCGACCGACCUCUAAUACGGUUGAUACUAUCUGAAUACCGAUCAAAUCAAGUUACUCCGGCUCAGUACUGCCGCGGCCCCGACGAGAUGUUGUGGGUGGCCGACACAUACUUGCAGUACAUACGAUCACAACGCAUAUGCCGCGAGCUCACCGACAAACAUCAGAGACGUGAAAAAACCGUUCAAGAAACGGCGGAUAUGAUUGGUUUUAGACUACCAUCCGCACCAACGAACGACAAACACAAUUAAAAUGUUCAAUGUAAAAUGUAUUUGUCUGUAUGUAUAUAGUAUAUAGAAUUCUGUGAAGAUUA